Messenger RNA from Phalaenopsis equestris, 807 nucleotides. RefSeq names its product putative protein FAR1-RELATED SEQUENCE 10. The transcript is spliced from 2 exons. Lineage: Eukaryota; Viridiplantae; Streptophyta; Magnoliopsida; Asparagales; Orchidaceae. Bases 1 to 807 code for a protein of 268 amino acids. The record is from RefSeq and is a predicted model, not a curated record.
AUGGCUUCUUCAGUCGCAGAGUUGACUCUCCCCAUUCAUGGCUUUCAAGUCAUAAUUUCACAACUUUUUGAGGUUGUGGGAGCUCAGAUAUCGCUUCUUCAGAAAUUCUUAGACUCACUGUUGCUGCUGCAACAUUUGGAUGAGGGUGAAGCUAAAUGUAGAGAUGAAAGUGGAAAUAUUUUAUUUGAAACGGUUGUCCACAAUGAAAAAGAAGCUUACGAAGUAUAUUGUGCUUACGCGCAUCAUAUCGGAUUUAGUGUCCGUAAGGAGCACGACACAUUCUGGCCUAACUCCAAGAAUCUUAAGACGAAAGACUUUGUUUGUGGGAGAGCAGGUUUCAAGAAAGAGUUGAAGGCCACACAAAUUGUUAAGUACAAAAGAGCGGACACAAGAAGCGGGUUUCCGGCUAUGAUUCGUUACGCAGUUGAUGCUGAAGGCAAUUGGACAGUUAAAAAAUUCAUUGAGUCUCAUAACCACUCCUUAGCUAACCCUGGUGAGAAGCAUCUGUUGUGGUCUAGUAGAAAGAUAAGCGAAGUGAACGCAGAGGUUCUCAAAUUGAUGACACAGUCAGGAAUAAGACCUAGAGAUGCAUUUAACUUUCUAGCCACAGAAGUUGGAGGAGUUGAGAAAUUGGAGUGCACCAAGAUAGAUGCCUUUAAUUUCAUUCAAAGAGAGAGGAGAUGUAGAAUUGAAAACGGCGAUGCCAAUGCUUUAUUGCAACUUUUCACAGAGAGACGUGUGGCACUUCUAGGCAUGAUUAUGAUUGCUUUGGUGAUGUUAUCAUUUUUUAUACGAGCUAUAGAUUAA